AUGAACCCUUUCGUCCUGCACCAGGAUCAGGAGCCAGAUCCUCCGAUAUACAGUUUCACAAAGAGAACCCUCGAAGCAUCCAUCCGCCGACCGCCAUGCGAAUGCCACGACUGCGAGAAUAGCUUCUACCCCGUCCAGAUACAACGUCACGCCCAACACUCUUACCACCUCAGACUAUCCGAUGCCGUCGCAGAGCGUAACGCGCGUUCCCUCGCGCAAAGCAUCCAUCGCAGCCGAGACCGACUGAGCAACCGAAUCCAAGUCUUUGGCGAUGUCUUGAUGAGUCGGUGGAAGAAGCGAAGCCAGACGAAACGAGCGGCUUUGCUGAAAGAAGCAGCACCCGACCUUGAGGAGGAGCAGUGGCUUAUUCCGCGAUAUUCGUACACGCGCGAGAGACUUUACAUGCGCGAGAGAAGUCCAAUUCGGAGACGUCAACUCUUACUGCCCUGGCUCAACGUACAUGUCCUCAAGACCAACCCUGCUGUGCUUUUCGCUCUCCUUCACUACCGAACCGCCUACUCUCCCCAGUCCUGGGCGACCUUCGACAACAGACAGCUCACUUUCAGUUGGGCAGAUGGGAACUUCGACGUCGACUUCUGUUCCAAAUGCAUCGUCAUGUACGGAGAUGAAUAUGGAUCUUUGGUGGACUGGGAAGCAAAGGCUGCGCAUCGUGGUGAUACUCUCGGGUACCCCAGAGCCAUACUCGUUCUCGAAGCCCAGGCGCAUCUUCUCGAAGUUCUCUGCAAUAUUGUGGACAAGGUCCUUGAAGGAGUAGACCCUCUGCAGCCCCCACGAGCCGAGAAGUGGCACGACGUUGUCAGCCACGAAGCUUUCAAAGAGACAGGCGCAGUGGAGUUCUGGUCUCCCUACACAAACCAAGCCUUCUCACGUCCACCGACGUUCAAUGGCGAUUACCUCAUCAGCCUCGCAAAGUCUCGCCUGGAUGAUAUUGGCGAUCACCUAUGGUACCUGCAGUGCGACUCUGCGUACAUGAAAAGACAUGUCAAGAUGAUAUCUGCGACCGAGAUCUUCAAGAAGGCUUCAGCGGAUCAGAGAGCGAUGAUGAUCCCCGAGCAAAUUGUCCUCGAACUCCAGACCUACUGUUGCUGGCAGUGGAUUGAAUCGGAGUGCAGCCAUGUUGAAACAAUUCGCAGGCGGUUCAGCGAUUGUAUUUAUCCCGGUAUGCCCUUACCCCCGAAAUACGACAAGGCUCUCGGCGCCCUUGAGCUUCUGCUCCUUGGCCAGGUCAUGCAAAAGAUCCUUUUUUUGGAGGAACAAUUGCCGCAUAUCCCAGGCAUGCAGAAACACUGGGAACUCGACCCCAGCCAAAUUCCGUCUGAUGCCCCAUCCGAUGCAGUCGGCACGACCAAGCGAAGGACGCCUCAAAAUACCCAGCAGUCUCUUGACGAUGACCCCCUCGACUGGUGCCUUGUGCAGCUACAGGGAAAGCCAGACAACCAGAGCCACUUCGAUCACGCCAUGCUCUUCGCCAUGAUCCAGGAUCAUCUGUCCAACAACCCGUCUGAGGCGAAGAGACUUGACGAGAUCACCCACCAGACACUCUCUGACCUUUCGACUUGCCACGAAAUGCUCAUAGCUGUUCAGUCACAGAGGCCUCGGAAUGCAGCCCGAGCGCCGGAGGAAGUAAUUGCUACAGAGGAUCGUGUGUCUUGGAAGUUGGCCCAACCAUUCGGAUUCAACAUGGACGUGUACAAAGACAUCGGGAUCGCAUUCGCCAGAGACUUCUACCAUGUGAAACCACCAACAGGCCCCAAAAGCGUCGAGUGGCUUUCGAAUUCUCAGGCUCUAUACACAGCAAACGAGAAAUUCUGGGAAGCGAUUAGGGGAUUCUUGAGAAAGCAGUUAACACAGCGGGAUAAUGGCUAUACUCUUGAGGAGGUUGAGUCUCUUCUUGGUGUCGCUUCGGCGCACCUUAGUGAGGAGUAUCUCCAGGAAAAACAACGCGCUGAGGUUGAGAUCCUCUCUGCAAUCAACACCGCAGACGAAUCACAGCCUAUUGCUGAUGCUUUCAACGAGGGUCCUGAUCCAAGCCCCACAUCGGCCACGAUAGCGCAAGGCCGAGAGAAGGUUAAGACACGAGGAGAGCAGUGUUCUUCUGGCAGUGAUGUCACGGAACCACCAGACGAAGCUGCAGAGGAGGUCACCAAGCACGCCGUCAUCUCACUGACCAGGGAUUCACUAGGAGUUAUACAUCUCAUGUUCCCCAGAAAAGACGACGUAUCCAAAGAAGUUACAUGGGAUCGAUUCGUUCGCGUCAUGAUUGAGGCGGGUUUCACGGCGAGGAACAAUGGCGGGUCGGCAGUUGCGUUCAAGCAACUUGUGGAUGGAGGACGGAUUGUGUUUCACAAGCCGCAUCCUGCUGAUAAGAUUGAUCCGGUUCUGUUGCGCAUUAUGGGGAAGAGAAUGACGAAGUGGUUUGGUUGGAAGCGGGAGCUUUUCGCUCUGCAGGGAGAGGCGACCUCAGGUGUCCAGGGAUAG
This is a messenger RNA of Fusarium subglutinans, 2499 nucleotides long. RefSeq names its product ycfA domain protein. The transcript has a single exon. The record is from RefSeq and is a predicted model, not a curated record. Lineage: Eukaryota; Fungi; Ascomycota; Sordariomycetes; Hypocreales; Nectriaceae. Bases 1 to 2499 code for a protein of 832 amino acids.